UCGGAUGCAUCUGAAAGUUCUUCCCACAGGAUUUAGUGUUUCAAUACGUAGACCAAAAGGAAUAGUUUUCGGUUCCUUUAGUUAUUAAAGCAUGUUUAUGCGUUGUGGUACGGUUUAUUGUUCGUUUCUGUUGACUUUGGUUUUAUAUUAUUUAGCAAAAACUCGAGGAGAAGACAGUCACGAAAGAAUAAGCUCCAAUAGUACGGGAAACAAUGUGGUUGAGUUUCAAAUUAAGUAUGGUGAAGGAUUUCAAUAUCAAAAUUAUAGAGGCAACUCUCAGUAUUGGGUUGAUUCAAGCUGCUCCAUUGGUCCUGGAUGUUUAAUCACUUGUAAGAACAUGUUAGUAGAUAGCAUAAACGACAGGAUUCUUGCGUUUUUUCGGCAUCCUCCAUGUAAGGAAAUCGAUUUACUCGUCGAAAACCUUCUGCUCGAGGAUGGAAUCCUAUUUCCAGGAUGGCUAGAUCUAAGAGACGUCGUUGGUGUGACGACGCUAACGAUUAGGCAGUCCAAAAUCUCCGAAAUCGAACCUGGAUCCUUCGAGGUGGUAGCCUUACGUAAUACUACACAACUCACACUAGACAGCCUGGAAAUUUGGAGGCUGAAGCAGGAUGUCUUCACAGGAUUUGAGUGUUUAGAGGAGCUUAGCUUGAAAAAUCUAUCGCUCACUUUCGUUGAUCCUCAGGUGCUGGAUCCAGUGAAGUCUACAUUGCGUACGUUGCUGGUAGAAUCCAGCUUGCAAGGCAUAAGCCCUCGUGCAUUUACGGGAUCAGUGAUGCUGGAUCAAUUGCAAAAUGCGUUUCUAAGGUUCAACAAUUAUAGCAACGGUAUUGAAGACGACGCCUUUUGCAUGGCUCCUAUGCUGAAGAACCUCUAUUUGAGUGAUUCGGGACUUACUCAGCUGAGCAAGGGAUUGAUCGAUAACAUUGGCAGUGUUGUGGAACAAAUUCAUUUGCAGCGAAAUCUACUGAAGACAAUCGAAUUCGGCACUUUUGAAAGACUAAUCGACAGAGACGUGAAAAUUUAUUUGAACGGAAAUUUAUUCGAUUGUAGUUGCUCUUUAGUAUAUCUGCAAAACACGAUUCGUGACAAUGAGGGGUUGUUUGAUGAAAUUUUAUGCCACGAACCAGAUAAUUUUGCUGAUCAACUGGUAUCUGAAUCAGAAUUUUGUUUUCCAAUGCCUACAGACAGCACACCCGGUACAAGUGCCGGUACUACUACGGAAUUCGAUGAUACAACCACCACAGUAGAAACUGAUACAACAGAAACAUCUACCAUAGCGGAUACUACAGAGACAUCUACAUUGGAUAAUGCUUCAAAAUUACUUACAUUGCAGUGCGCAAAAGAGUUGUUUCUGAUAAACUCAAACGUUAUAUCGGUCAUCGGCUCAACGCAGGAUAUCACCCGCAGAUCUAAAAUAUUCGCCAUAACCGAAAUUGACGAAGGUGUCGUGGAAAUCAUCUUUGACAAGCGGUAUUGCGAUUCAACGAUUGUCUGGUUCUACGAUACUGCUAGUGACAGAACUCCGUUUAGCUGGAACAUCGAAGAGGCUGCCCUGUGUUUGGACAUCUACGAAAACGCCAUUCGGAUACCCAAUCUUCAUCCCGGUUUGAAUUACGUCUUCUGCGUGCUGCAUCCGCACGAGUCUUCGAUUUCUCCCUUCGAUUGUCUACCCCAUCAAAUGUUGCCGAUCAGGGGUCAUCGAACGUGGCUGGUGGCGAAUGAUAAGGUUAAAGUAAUCAGCCUCCUGAUAUCAUCGAUUUUGGUGGCCGUUAUGGUUGGGGUGCUCUUCACGUACUUCUGCUUGAAACGAUUCAUAACGCAUCAGAAAUCAUCCAAACAGGUUAUUACCGAGGUUACUAUUGAGAAUACUGCACCCACCCAGUACUACAUGACUCCUGUAGCACAUGAGAGUUUCUCGCGACAAAUUUUGAAUCCUACUUUCUUUUUUCCAGGAAAUUCUCCAUGCACAAACGCAGCGCCUCGGAAACCAGUCUGGAAAGCUGUCGCAGCUACGUUUCCGCCACCCAGUUCCGGUACAUCGCUUGGAAGCUCGGAGCGGCAAAUCAUAAGAGUACCACCUUCUCAAACUCGGGAGGUAUCGACAGUUUUCCGAGGGAACCACCGCCGCCUCCACUUCCGCCGCAUCCGUACAGCAGCAAACGGAACAGCGAGCAGCAAUCUACCACGAUCAAUGUUAACUUCCAGGAGCAUCAGAUUUACAGCGAGCCUUUCUACGUUGAAAGUUUGCCGCCAUUUUGUCAACGGUGCUCGGGGGUGUCUGCGAGCUGCUCUCAUGGCGUGGCGCCUUGAGCAACUGGAAUUUGCAUUGAUCUCAAAGUUUAUCUAUUGUUCAUUCAAAACAGCAACAUUUACGUAAAUUGAAAUUGAAAACUAUCGAAAUAGUACUACUGCAUUGUAUAAUUUUAAUUAGUCUGUUAAGCUACUUUAUGAAUAUUUGAAGAAUAAAUUUAAGAUAUCA
Messenger RNA from Uranotaenia lowii, 2479 nucleotides. RefSeq lists its product as uncharacterized. Lineage: Eukaryota; Metazoa; Arthropoda; Insecta; Diptera; Culicidae. The transcript has 5 exons. The record is from RefSeq and is a predicted model, not a curated record. Gene Ontology annotation, cellular component: extracellular matrix. Bases 92 to 2377 code for a protein of 761 amino acids.